This is a messenger RNA of Python bivittatus (Burmese python), 903 nucleotides long. The record is from RefSeq and is a predicted model, not a curated record. NCBI's taxonomy places the organism in Eukaryota, Metazoa, Chordata, Lepidosauria, Squamata, Pythonidae.
AUGGAUAACCACACCACAGUGCCUUAUUUUCUGCUCCUUGGAUUCUCAAAAACUCGACAGCUGCAGGUUCUGCACUUCUUCUUGUUCUUUGCAUUUUAUUUCGCAAUUGCAACAGCAAAUCUUCUCAUCAUCUCUGCAGUAGCUUUGGAUGAUCGAUUGCACAGCCCCAUGUAUUUCUUUCUCAUGAAUUUGGCUUUGCAGGACCUGGGCUCUGUUUCGGUCAUUGUCCCCAAGGCCAUGGCAAAUUUUCUCAUGGGUACGAGACAUAUUUCUUACUUUGGUUGUGUUGCACAAGUCUUUUUUUUUAUCUCCUUUACAGCUUCUGAUUUCUUCCUCCUCACAGUUAUGGCAUAUGAUCGGUAUGUUGCCAUUUGCAACCCACUGCAGUAUGAAGCAUUAAUUAAUUGGAAAUCCUGCACUGAAAUUGUGAUUCUGGUUUGGAUAGUCAGUCUCCUCUAUGGAAUGUUGCAUACCAGCAGCACCUUUUCCAUCCCUUUCUGUUCUAACAAUGUUAACCAGUUUUUCUGCGAAAUUCCACAGUUGCUAAAGCUAUCCUGCUCUGGAUUCAAUCUAAUUGAAAUUAGAGUUCUUGUAACUGGAUUAGGGUGUUUUACUUUUAUCAUAAUAUCUUAUGUCAUGAUCCUCAAAACAGUGUGGAGAAUCCCUUCUGUCCAGGGAAGGCAAAAGGCCUUCUCCACUUGUGUUCCCCACCUUACAGUAGUUUCUCUACUUCUGUUAACUGGAUUCUUUGCAUAUCUGAGACCUCCCUCUAACACCCCAUCUUAUUUAGAUUUAGCAUUAUCUAUCCUAUAUUCCGUUCUUCCACCCCUGUUCAAUCCAAUCAUCUAUAGCAUGAGAAAUAAGAAUAUCAAGUAUGCCCUAUCUAAAAUAUGGAGUUUUUGA